Molecule: messenger RNA, 1186 nt
Organism: Cydia pomonella (codling moth)
Lineage: Eukaryota; Metazoa; Arthropoda; Insecta; Lepidoptera; Tortricidae
Product: trypsin-1-like
Exons: 5
Coding region: 45-791 (248 amino acids)
Biological process (GO): proteolysis
Molecular function (GO): serine-type endopeptidase activity
Source: RefSeq, a predicted model, not a curated record
GCCAGGAUCGACUUUCAGUGCACAGUUUCAAAUUGUGUGUCACCAUGGCUCGGGUACUAGCGGUACUCUUCGUCACUUUAAGUGUCUUAUUUCAAGCAGCCUGGAGCUCUGCUAUAGGUUCCAAAAACGUGGGCGUUACUGGUGGCAGCGUCAUCCACAUUGAACAAGCACCUUACAUGGCUUUGCUGUACACCCAACCGGACGCUCCGUGUGGUGGGGUUAUUAUUGACGAACAGUAUAUCCUGACCUCUUCGGUCUGCUGUAACCAGAGAACGGAAGAUCUAUAUUGCUUCGUAGGGACAAACAGAAAAGAGCAAUUGGGGCGUGCCGUCAUAAUUGAUAAGAUUUUCAAGUAUCCUAGGGACUUAAAGCCAAGUAUUUGUUUGAUAAAACUCCGGGAGCCGUUGCGAUUCAGUAAUACAGUCGCCAAAAUCGCAUUGAAUGACGGGAGCAUUAUACUUUCUAGAGAUACGAUUGCGACACUAACAGCAUUUGGUGCGGCAAAUAGUAAGGAUGUGUCACUUAAGGAGCUCCGCCAGGGAGAUAUCCCCAUUUCUGAUGUCGACUGGUGUAAGAAGGAGGAUAAACGCUUAGGCGACCUCCAGCUCUGCGCUGGAGACCAGGAACAUAACGGGUGUUAUGGAGACGUUGGCGGAGCUUUAACCGUUGAAAACACACUGGUGGGAGUAUUGGCUGUUGUACCUAACGAUUGUAAAUACCAGCCGUCACGUUUUGCUAGAAUUAGCUCUUAUAAACAGUGGAUCGAACAAGUUAUCAGAAAGAACCCUUAAACUAGGUAUCGAACAUUACUAUCAGAGAAAACCCGUAAACAAGACAGUUGAAGACGCAAAUCAAAAUACUUUAGGUUCCGUGCUCUUUACAUUUCAUUCGCUUUCCUUUGUUCCAUUUAACUUGAGAAGAGGAUUUUUGUUUCUUUUUUUGCAUACUUGACCCAUUAUUUCAUACAGUAUUGUCCAUAGUUUUUUGCUAAAUAUCAAUAAUUAUUCUUUUCUUGUAAUUCUGCUAGUGAAUUCUGGUAGUGAUGUUUUACCAGUUUUAUUAUUCUUAAAACAAGACUAAUUAAUUUUCCUACCAGACUCAAAACUAUUUUUCCAUCUAGAUAUUAAAUAAGUAACACUUACAGAACUAUAUAUCAAUACCUAUAAAGUUUUAUGCAUAUUCCCCA